AGAACGCUUCCGCAAUGUGAUAACGAUCAGCAAUACCUUAUAUAUACCGUAUGAUAACCGCAGUUAUUUUCGCCUUGCUGCAGGACAAAUUGAUAAUAUCGAAUAUGUUCUAACGUCAUUUUUCGAACUUGCUGAAAAUUCUCGUUGAAUUAAAACCGCGCCGUAUACAAAUGGAGGUUCCUGACGAUUUUAAUUUUAGUGACCAAGCAGUUAACAGCCCUGAAUAUAAGAGGCGGAGAAAAAAUCCUGAACUUCAGAAGCCAUCUGAUGGCCACGAAAAACACCUACCCUUUUUGCCACCUACAGUUCCUAUUAAAAUCUCUCAUUGCUUUGAAAAAAUCUCGCCAGCGUUGGAAGAGACUCCACAUAGCUUGUCUUGGAUGACCGAAGAGAGUUCAGAUUCGGUGUUAAAAGCUGAAUCAUCAACAUACUCCUUCUCAGAAGAUGUAGAAGUGUUCACACCAGUAUUGAGCGGUGAUGAAGAUAAACUCAAGAAUACAUACCGGUUUGUGUGUGCACAUGCUGGUCAGUUUCAUUGCAGUCUGACCAAUCUUGUGUUUGUGAUGGAGGGUAAAGGAGAGGUGCUGUAUAGAGUUGAUUCAUGGGAUCCUCGUCUGUUAGAUGGUUUGGGUCAGAUGAAGGCGGCAGGACCCUUGUACAACAUUGACUGUUCUGCAAAAUCAGUCUUACGACUGCAACUUCCGCACUGUGUGAUAUUCUCUGAGGAAAAUAAGGACGGUUUGGCUGUAGCACAUUUCACUGGUGGUAAUGUAGAAAUAAUACAGCCACUGAGAGUGACAGAAACUCAUGUGAUCAUUGACAUCAGAGAUCUCAGCCGGUUUGGGCUCAUCUGGAUUAAAACAAUAUUUGGCUACCCCAUUGAUGGCCAGGUUUUGCUCUUUCUUCGACCAGUAACUGUUGAACAGGAACAGAAAAUACUUAACGUCCACUUGCUUCCAGGGAAUGUUCCAGUAACAGAGGUCCAGUGUUUCCACCACAAUAAAUCAUACAUAGAGACAAGUUCAAAAUGUUGUCUUUUUACUGACAGACAAUACAGUCUGUGUUGUCAGCCAGAGAACUGUGAAGUGCAACCAAUGAGUGAGAUAUUUCAGCUUGAUAAUUUUGGUCCAAACUAUCAUCCCUCAUUUGAAGUGUUUCUGGAUGUCAACAUCAAGGAGGUCAAGCUGGGUGUUGUGGACAAAACUGAAGAUGGGAAAGAAGUGUGGCCCAGACGGCGAAUCCUUCUUACAGCACCAAGUAAAGCUGCAGAACCUCCUGCACACCGAAGGAUCCCAGAAACUGAAUUUGUGAACACACAUGGAGAUAAACUCACUCAGAGAGUUUCAUCAGUGAUGGCGAUUGCUGACAGUUUAAAGACCAAAAAAAUAAUUACUCCUGAAAUGUGGAGUAAGAUCCAUGUUGCAGAAACACCACAGGAGAAAAUGAGACACUUGUUGAACGCUCUUGAGUCUGGAGGAGAUAAUGCAAAAGUAGAAUUCUGCAGACUGCUGAAGGAGUACGAACCUGGUCUAGUAAAAGAACUGGGACCUCAUUUAUAAAAUGUGCAUAUGCAUGGAUAUGAUUUUAUAGAGUGUGCAUAUGUUAAAAUCCACACUCAGAAUUAUAAAAACCAUCUUUGACGAGGAAAGGUGCUUACCACUAUGUCAU
Molecule: messenger RNA, 1668 nt
Organism: Carassius auratus (goldfish)
Lineage: Eukaryota; Metazoa; Chordata; Actinopteri; Cypriniformes; Cyprinidae
Product: nacht, lrr and pyd domains-containing protein 1b-like
Exons: 12
Coding region: 171-1559 (462 amino acids)
Biological process (GO): regulation of apoptotic process
Source: RefSeq, a predicted model, not a curated record